Molecule: messenger RNA, 492 nt
Organism: Dracunculus medinensis (Guinea worm)
Lineage: Eukaryota; Metazoa; Nematoda; Chromadorea; Rhabditida; Dracunculidae
Source: the annotation of a GenBank genome assembly
AUGCAAGAGUUUUCAACUGGUGGCGCUAAUUUGCGUUUAACAAUACCGAAACGACAAUAUUCCUUACAACGAGAAGACUCUCUGAAAUGUAUGCAAACUCCUGUUUUCGAUAAGUCGAAAAUGGUGAAAAAAGAUGGGCCAAGUUCACCAAAAACCGUAUUAACAAUGGCUGGUCUAUUUGUUGUUGGAAUUACGCUCGUUUUAAGUGGAAUCAUCGUUUUGUGUCAAACCUAUUUAUCCAUGGGUUCAGCUAUGAUGCCAAUAAAAUUUAAGCAUACGGAAGGACCAUUUGUUAUAACGGGAAGUUUAUUCUUGGGAAUUGGAAUGGCGAUGAUAUUGGUUUGUGCUAUAUUACAACGAAAGAAUAUCGUUAAAUACAUAUUGGACUUGAAUCGCGAUUUAUAUUUCUUAAACAUGAGCGAUAGUUAUAUGUGGAAAAUGAUGUUUGAGGAAAGGCAUAAGUUGCCAAUUAUUGGACAAAGCAAUCAAUAG